ACACACUCGUGUUAGCUAGGCUCAGCUAGCUGUUAGCCGCUAACGUUAGCGGGAAGUGUUGUUAGCGGAAGUAGCCUCUCAGCUUCGCGUUCACUCUGGUUUAAAACCGGCGAACAACCCGUUGCUCGUUAUUGUAACUGGCCCAAAUCACCCGGGGCCAAUCGGAGUGUUGUCACGUCAGCUGCACACACUGUCGGUGUCAGAGUUAGCAUGUAAGCUAACCCUCAACUUCUCUCCGUUAGUUAGCGCGAUGCAGGGUUCACGCGAGGACACGACCCCUCGUAUACACAGCGUUGUUCUGACGUUACUGUAAGUGUUGGAUCUUCAACGCUGCGAGACGUGCAACGCCCUGUUAUUACUGGAGAUUAUAAAGCCUAUGGAAGCGAGAGGCCGAGCGCUCCGUCAACUGGACGGUGGAGGAGACCCAGGUGCUGCUGUGUGCCUGGAGCGACGAGCGCGUCCAGAAGAGCCUGGCGGAGAACCUCCGCAACCGCCACGUCUUCAAGCACCUCUCGACGCGCAUGAGCGAGAUGGGCUUCUGCCGCAGUCCGCACCAGUGCCGGCUGCGCGUCAAAACUCUGAAGGCGAACUACGUGCGGGCCCAACUGCACCGCAGUGUGAACGGCGCGCAGCCGUGCACUUUCAAAUACUUUGCCGAGAUGGACGCCGUGUUGGGUCGGAGGUCGACGGGCGGAGUGGGCGGCGGCUCGUUUUUUGCACCUUUGGAACAGACGGCGGAGCUUGGCCUCGACGGGACGGGGAGCAUCCCGGAAGAUUUAAAUUCUAACACCGACGAGAUCAGUGGUCACCAUUUUGGUUCCUCGGGGAGAACGGGAAGGCAACGACCUUUGAGCGCGUCGGAGGGGAGAGGAGGCCGGUCGCCGUGGCAACUCGACUCCGACGUCAAGCUGGAGGAGAGAGAGGAUUCAACGGACGAGUUUGAGUUCGUGGACGCGGGAUUCCCGGCGUGUCCCAGAGUUUAUCUGGAAUCAGGCUUCCAUCGAGAAAUGAGUGGUACACCAGUGGACAACAGCCUCAGCUCUCCCUCCCCUCACGUUGUCCCACCUCCACCAUCUCCUCCUCUUCCCCAGUCCGCCGCCUCACCUCUCCCCGCACCCCCAGACCCGAGCCCCGACAACGCCCUGCCCACCUCUGGCCUCCUCCACCACCUCGAGUCCCCCCGCCCGGAGCCCGUCCUCAAGCACCUGCUGGGGAGCUUCCAGCGGCUGGUGUCGGACACCCGCGGCCUACUGGCGCAGCUGGAGAGCCAGCGGCAGGAGCAGGCCCGCUGGCACCAGGAGCUGCUGUCCCAGUGGCUGCAGAGGGAGGAGCGUCGGCAGAGGGAGGCGGCCGACCGGGAGGAGAGGAGGGAGAAGGCUCGCAUGGAGCACGAGAUCCGGGUCCUGGAGCUCCUCACCGGCCUCGCCAGGGAACACGGCUGUAAAGGCGGAGGCGGGCAGACUUUACUGGAGGGACCGACCGGUCCGAGUCACAACACGGACAAGGAGAGAAAAUAGGUGGCACUCAAAAAGCUAAAGAUUUAAUUUUUUAUAAAGUUUUAACCCAAAGAGGUGGAACGGUGCAGAUCUGGUGGAACCAAAUGACGGCACUGAUGAUCCAAACCACCACGUUCAGGUCAGCUUGGUUUCGGGCAUCGACCAUCAAACUUGAAGAGUGUGUGAGUGUAAUGGUGCGUUCACACUGGACGCGAAGCAAAUUUUGAGCAUGUAAAUGCAAAGAUGCGGCUGGACACCGACGCAGGCAACGGGAAUGGUGCGAGUAGUGCAGCGCCCACACGCUAAUUUACGCCGCCCGCUUCAGUAUAUUCGCGUGACGCUUUGAUGCGAUGGACAACGAGCGCUGAGAUCCUCGGUCGUCAGCAGCCUGUCAAUGAAUCAGGAAUGGAGAAUCGCGACCGGGUCGCUAUUUGUAUUAUGACCGAGUGAAGAAGGCUAGUUAGCACAACCGCUUUGUGUGGCUUUUGCCAUCGUCAUUCCUGUCUGACUUUUUUUCCUUCAACAGUUCAUGUUUACAAGUGAAUGCGCGUCUUUGUCCAGAUUCGGUUUGUCGCAGACAGUGGAAGGAAUUGAACGGGCAAAUGUUCACACGAAUGACGCAAAUAAGCACAAAUGUGUGCUUGCAACCAAAGUCGCUCGAGCCGCACGUAAAAUUCGCAUUGUGUCCGGUGUGAAAGCACCGUCACUGACAACGGGAUGUUAGUUGAUGCUCACAAAAAACUUUCAACACAAAUACUGCACUUAUGGCGUAAAAGGAAAAUAUUUUAUUGCAGAUUCAUUCGGUGUCGGUUGAUGUAACCAAAUGAUGGUGACAUUGUUUCAUGCACUUUUAAAGAAAAUUAAAAAGAAGCGAUUCUUUUGUAAAGCU
Messenger RNA from Scophthalmus maximus (turbot), 2385 nucleotides. RefSeq lists its product as uncharacterized. The transcript is spliced from 3 exons. Bases 522 to 1517 code for a protein of 331 amino acids. Gene Ontology annotation, biological process: positive regulation of DNA-templated transcription. Gene Ontology annotation, cellular component: nuclear body. The record is from RefSeq and is a predicted model, not a curated record. NCBI's taxonomy places the organism in Eukaryota, Metazoa, Chordata, Actinopteri, Pleuronectiformes, Scophthalmidae.